GCAGGUCUGAUAAAUAAAGCAGUUACGUUAGUUACAAGUACUGGCAGCGAGAUAAAUAUAUAUGUAUAUAUGCACUACUAAACAUCAGGUGGCGCCAUCAUCAAUUAUCGCCAUCAUCAUCUGUUCUCCAUUCUGCGGCUCCCAACACUGCGCUUGUUUAAUGGGCGUAUAGUUCAUAAGCGCACACACUUGAACGCAACAGACAGACGGACAGACAGACCUCUGAUACUGCCGGGGAACAAAAUGUGGUUUCGAGAGGAGCUUUUGAAAUCCAUAUGGCACGCAUUCACAGCCCUGGACGUGGAUCAUCGUGGAAAAGUUUCCAAAUCUCAGUUAAAGGUGCUGUCUCACAACUUGUGCACAAUGAUGAAGGUCCCUCAUGACCCUGUGGCCCUUGAAGAGCAUUUCAAAGAUGACGAUAAAGGGCCUCUGUCCAACCAGGGCUACAUGCCUUACCUCAACAGGUUCAUUCUUGACAAGGUACAGGAGGAUUUCGAUCUUCAGGAGUUCUACAGGAUGUGUUGGACGCUGUGUUGCAAGAAAAAUAUGCACAUUCAAAAUCUACUCAUCUCAGAGAGAGACGCUUUCAAAGUCUGGUGCAUAUUCAACUUUCUGUCUGAAGAGAAAUACCCACUGGUCAUCGUCAUUGAAGAGAUUGAAUACUUCCUGCGAAAGCUGACAGAGGCCAUGGGGCUUGAGUGGAACGAGGAGAUGUUUGCAGAUUACAAGCUGCAGCUGAACAAGGGCUACCUGACUGUCUGGGAGCUGAUUGAGCUGGUGGGGAUGGGUUACUUCAGCAAGGGCAUGAACCGUCCGACCCUGUCGAUGGGCAUCAGUGAGGUCUACUCUGAGCUCAUACUGGAUGUGCUCAAGGAGGAAUACAUGAUGAAAAAGGGCCACAGGAGGAAGAACUGGACCGAGCGCUGGUUUGUCCUUCGACCCACCUCGCUGUCAUACUAUGUCAGCGAAGACCUUGAGGAGAAGAAGGGAGAUAUAAUUCUUGACCAGAGCUGCUGCGUGGAGUCUCUACCCGACAAAGAAGGGAAAAAAUGCCUGUUCAUUAUCAAGUGUCUUGAUAAGAGUUUUGAGAUCAGUGCGUCAGACAAAAAGAAGAAGCAGGAGUGGAUUCAAGCUAUUCAAACAUGCAUCCAGCACCUCCGGCUGGGGAUGCUGUCUCCCCAUCGGGAGGCCCGGCUGAGACGCAGGGAGCUCAGGCAGAAGCAGCAGGUGGAGGAGGAGGACCUGGCGGAGAGGAUGAAGCAGCUCCAGGCAGCCAAUGAGAGCAAACAGAGGGAGCUGGAGGCCAUGAGGAGGAAAAUGGAAGAGGCCGCGGCUAAAGCCUCGCUAGAGGAGCUCAGGAGGAUGAAGACUCAGACAGACCUGCAGGAUCGCUACAGGCUGGACUUGGAGAGAGAGAAAAUGGUGCGCCAGCAGAUGGAGGAGCAGGUGGCUCAGAAGUCCAGUGAGCUGGAGCAGUACCUGCAGCGCGUCCGCGAGCUGGAGGACAUGUACCACCGGCUACAGGAGGCCUUAGAGGAUGAGAGGCAGGCCAAGCAGGAUGAGGAGGCCAUGAGGAAGCUGCAGGCCAGGCUGCUGGAGGAAGAGGCAGAAAAGAGGGCAGAGCUAGAGCAGAUCCACCUGCAGCAGCAGAGGGCGCUGUCUCAGACGGAGGCUGAGAAGCAAGAGCUGAAGGCGGAGCAGCUGGCCAAGGAGAGAGACCUGCAAGCAGCCAUGCAGCAGCUGGAGAGACUGGAGCGGGAGCGGCACGGAGCUCUGCAGCAGUAUAACGAGGUGUCGAGGAAGCUUGAGCGAGCAUCUAACAAGACGAAGACUUGGAAAGACAAGGUGGCCAAACAUGAGGGGCUGGUGCGUCUCAUUCAGCCAGGUCAUAAAGGACCUCAGCGGAUAACCAACUGGGGUCCAGCAUCGUUCACUGAUGCCGAGCUCGAGCUGAGGAAGAAAACAUGGCAGGAGAGCAAGAACCAGGGAGCUCAGGCUCAGUCGUCGUCAUAGAUAAAGCGCUGUUUGUGAAAACUCUGCCUGUAUCCAAAAUCACCUCCUUGUUCACUCAGACAUCAGACAGAUUGUUCUCUCAAUAGUGUAUUGAGACGUUAACUGUAAACUGUAAAAUUUGCAUCUAUAGAGGAUCCAUUUUCACGCUCUGGUUUAAGAUAAAGUGCUGGGCAGUACAGGUGGUGUAGUGUGUAGCGACUAGGCUGUGAGUUUGAACACAGCAUCUAUAGUGAAGCGCAUUAUAGUUGUAGCACUGACCGAGCCACAUAAUAGUUACUAAACUAAUCCUAUUUGGUUACUUAAAAAUGUGCAUCAGUUUCUUCAGUAACAAACAAAGCACUAGAAGUGAUUUCUUGACCCUGGAGAGUCUGACAAAAUAAUCUUGAAAUAUGAAAAGACAUAACAAGAAACCCCUGAAUAAAAGCUAGUAAGAGAGUCUUUUAAAUUAUCACUCAGUUUAGUUCUCUCCAUGAUUUUAGCUCCUCCAUUCCCUGCUACGUUAAUGAAACUACUUGUCCUUUUCGCAUUUUUUGUGUUUUGAAUUCUUAUUUAGCAGGUUGUUGGAGUAAACGCGUUUUCUGUGCCUGUUAUAACAAAAACAUUUUCUACAUGAAAGUGUACGAGCCAUUUUCAUUUCAUAGUUUGACGUGAGCCUUUGUACGAAUAAAAACAUAAAUGCAGCUAAAGAAUCCA
Mugil cephalus (flathead mullet) is the source of this 2706-nucleotide messenger RNA. It is a transcript of the gene swap70a, whose product is annotated as switching B cell complex subunit SWAP70a. Gene Ontology annotation, cellular component: cytoplasm; nucleus. Lineage: Eukaryota; Metazoa; Chordata; Actinopteri; Mugiliformes; Mugilidae. The record is from RefSeq and is a predicted model, not a curated record. Bases 244 to 2013 code for a protein of 589 amino acids. The transcript is spliced from 12 exons.